GAAACAUUAUUUUAUGUUAUGUGUAAAUUAUAUGUUCUAACAAGUAUAUGUCAGUACACAAAUAAAGCCCGCGUAAAAAUAAUAUAUGUAGCUAACCGUGUACAACCAGAAUUACAAAAUUUACAACAAUUCACCAACGGAUGUAAGGGCGACAUCUAUGCUUGGAGCUUUGAAGAUUACUCUAUUUAAGUACAUUCUCACGAAUAGAUGUCACCGUUGCAGGAAACAGCUGAUUUUAACCUUUGUUUUGUCAUUUCCUUAUCACAGCAGUUUUUGUAAAGUUUUCCAUCAUCUGUUUACUAUCGAAGUUAAAAUUAUUUUCCGAAAUUUGUUCUAAUAAAUGAUAACGCUAUAUCUGUGUCUCUAUGCUACGAGCAAUGUCGGAGGUUAAUGUUAAAGCAGGCAUUGAGUGCAUAUUGAAACGCAUCGAAGAGGCAUAUGCUCGUCGGCCCGCGGAGCAUGUGAAAAUGGCUAAGCCACUGCUGGUAGCCGUCAGCAAAACAAAGCCGGUUGAAAUGAUAAUUGAAGCAUAUAAGGCUGGUCAACGUCAUUUCGGUGAGAACUACGUGCAAGAGCUGGUGGAAAAGGCACAGCAUCCAGACAUUUUGCAACAUUGUCCGGAAAUCAAAUGGCAUUUUAUUGGUCAUCUGCAAAAUAAUAAAAUUAAUAAAAUACUAAAACUUCCAAAUCUGUACAUGAUUCAAACUGUCGACAGCGAAAAGCUUGCCACUGGUUUAGAUUCUGCGUGGGGGAAAAUACAUGGUGACAAUAAAACUCCUCUAUCUGUUCUUAUACAAGUCAAUACAAGUGGUGAAGAAGCAAAGAACGGCGUGCAACCCAGUGAGACCCCUGCGCUUUUCAAAUAUAUCCAUAAUAAUUUAAAAAACCUUAAAUUAGAAGGUCUUAUGACAAUUGGAGCAUUUGGCUUUGACUAUACGAGUGGUCCAAAUCCAGAUUUUAUCUCAUUGAUGAAUGUACAUCGCCUAAUUUUCGAAGAAAAUGCCCUUGAACCACAUGCCGUGCA
Messenger RNA from Rhagoletis pomonella (apple maggot), 1024 nucleotides. RefSeq names its product pyridoxal phosphate homeostasis protein-like. NCBI's taxonomy places the organism in Eukaryota, Metazoa, Arthropoda, Insecta, Diptera, Tephritidae. The record is from RefSeq and is a predicted model, not a curated record. Gene Ontology annotation, molecular function: pyridoxal phosphate binding. Gene Ontology annotation, cellular component: intracellular anatomical structure.